Messenger RNA from Pelagomonas calceolata, 818 nucleotides. The record is from the annotation of a GenBank genome assembly. NCBI's taxonomy places the organism in Eukaryota, Pelagophyceae, Pelagomonadales, Pelagomonadaceae.
CAACAUGACAAGGGGCGCUACGAGCCCGCAUGGCUCCGAUAACUCGUCGAUAAGCAGCCAAGAUGGCCAAGCGCGCCGUGCGCUGGGCGGAGGCCGUCGACGUCGAGCAGACCACGCGCCAGUGGGCAGCCCCAGCACCACCCGCAGCAGGCGCGGGCCGCCCUCGGGGCGUCGGCGGAGGAGGCGGAGGCGCUCCACCACCAUCAUCACCAUCGUGCGCCGUGUGCGGCGGCAAGCCCACAGAAGGCGCCGCCCUACCGUGCUGCGCGCGGCCGCUCUGCGGCAGCUGCGGCGUGCCGCGCCGGUGUCCCCGCUGUAAGGCUCCGGUGCCGACGAGCGAGGCAGCCAUCGCCGCAGCGCUGCAGCGAGCAGCGACCGACUGCGCAUCCGCGGCGCGGCGCCUGGGCGUGGCCUACGCGAAGGGCGAGCUCGGCCUCGCGCAGGACGAGCGCCGCGCCGCGCAGCUCUACAAGGCCGCCGCGGCGCGGGGCGACGCCGCCGCGCAGCACAAUUUGGGCUUGAUGUACAUGAGCGGCGGCAAGGCCCCAAAGGCCCUCAAGUGGUUCCGGGCCGCUGCGGCGCAGAACCACGCGCCCUCCGUGUACAACCUCGCGACGGCGUACGCGUUCGGCACAGGCGUGCCGCGCGACGCCGACGAGGCUUCAACGUUGUAUCGGCGCGCGGCGAUGCUCGGAAGCGCCGACGCGGCCUACGCGCUCGGGCGCCUCGAGCCCGACGCCGUCGCUGCGCGCGAGUACUUUGUGGUCGCGGCGCGGCGGGGGCACCGGCUCGCCGCGGCGGCGCUGCGUGAGGGGUAA